Molecule: messenger RNA, 2958 nt
Organism: Dromiciops gliroides (monito del monte)
Lineage: Eukaryota; Metazoa; Chordata; Mammalia; Microbiotheria; Microbiotheriidae
Gene: PIP4K2C
Product: phosphatidylinositol-5-phosphate 4-kinase type 2 gamma
Exons: 10
Coding region: 100-1365 (421 amino acids)
Biological process (GO): phosphatidylinositol metabolic process
Molecular function (GO): phosphatidylinositol kinase activity
Source: RefSeq, a predicted model, not a curated record
GUGACGGCGGUGCAGGUGAACAACACUUCCGGGGGUGGGCGCUAGCAUCGCUACUCCUAGCUCGGGCUCCGGCUCCGGCAGGUUCGCAGGGGUCAGGCUAUGGCGUCCUCCUCCGCCUCGUCGGCCACCGUACCGGCGGCGACAGCGGGCCCGGGCCCGGGUUUCGGCUUCGCCUCCAAGACCAAGAAGAAGCAUUUCGUGCAGCAGAAGGUGAAGGUGUUCCGGGCCGCUGACCCGCUCGUGGGCGUGUUCCUGUGGGGCGUCGCCCACUCGAUCAAUGAGCUUAGCCAGGUCCCACCCCCUGUAAUGUUGCUUCCAGAUGACUUUAAGGCUAGCUCCAAGAUCAAGGUCAACAAUCACCUCUUCCACAGGGAGAACCUGCCUAGUCACUUCAAGUUCAAGGAGUAUUGUCCCCAGGUCUUCAGGAACCUUCGAGAUCGGUUCGGUAUUGAUGACCAAGACUACCAGGUCUCUCUUACCCGAAGUCCCCCAAGUGAGAGCGAAGGCAGUGAUGGUCGAUUCCUUGUUUCCUAUGAUCGAACUCUGGUCAUCAAAGAGGUUUCUAGUGAGGACAUUGCUGACAUGCAUAGCAACCUCUCUAACUACCACCAGUAUAUAGUCAAGUGCCAUGGCAACACGUUGCUCCCCCAGUUCCUGGGAAUGUACCGGGUGAGCGUUGACAAUGAAGACAGCUACAUGCUUGUAAUGCGCAACAUGUUCAGCCACCGACUCCCUGUGCACAGGAAGUAUGACCUCAAGGGUUCCUUGGUAUCCCGAGAAGCCAGUGAUAAGGAAAAGGUUAAAGAAUUGCCCACUCUGAAAGAUAUGGACUUUCUCAACAAGAACCAGAAAGUUUAUAUUGGUGAGGAGGAGAAGAGAGUAUUUUUGGAAAAGCUAAAGAGAGAUGUGGAGUUUCUGGUACAGUUGAAGAUUAUGGACUACAGCCUCCUACUGGGUAUCCAUGACAUCGUUCGAGGGACAGAGCCGGAGGAAGAAGGUCCUGGUCGAGAGGAGGAACCAGAAGGGGAGGGGGACUGUGGUAUGGCAGGGCCUCCAGCUCUGGUUGGCUCCUGUGGCACCUCUCCUGAGGGGAUUGGGGGCUACAUCCAUGCUCACCGACCCUUGGGCCCUGGCGAGUUUGAGUCCUUCAUAGACGUCUAUGCCAUCCGAAGUGCUGAAGGGGCCCCCCAGAAGGAGGUAUAUUUCAUGGGCCUCAUUGACAUCCUGACCCAGUAUGAUGCCAAGAAGAAGGCAGCUCAUGCAGCAAAGACUGUCAAGCAUGGGGCUGGUGCAGAGAUCUCUACUGUCCAUCCUGAUCAAUAUGCCAAGAGGUUCCUAGAUUUCAUCACCAACAUCUUUGCCUAGGAGACUUCCCGGCCCUUUGUGACAUCUCCUUAGACUUGGGGGAAUAGGGGGAGGAAGGAGUGACAGGGCUGUAGGGGGAAGACUGGAGGAGUUAGGGGUGUCCUUCCUUAGCUAAGCCCAGGUUGCCUCUCCCCACUCCCACAGUGACAUCCUCCCUGCUUCUUGUCCUAGCCAUACCACCCCCGAGUCAGCUUCAGUAGGGUUUUGCUGAGAACUUUUUUUUUUUCUCUCCCAAGUGCCUUGAUCUUUGUAAAAUGUCAGGUUAUUUUUGUAAAAAUAGGAGGAGCUGGAUUGGUUGGGGGGGAGGGGAAGGGUGUCUUCUGACCCUGGCAGGACCAAUGACUUGACUCCAGAAGUGGCUGCAACCCGGAAAGCUUGAGCCAGGCACAGCGGCUCACUCUUCCUCUUCCAACAUCUUCCCAUGGACCUGGGGAAGAUGUGGAUGCAGCCUGUCUGUGCAGGAGGUGCUGUAGCCAGUCUUACUAGUUGAAGUGGAGGGGUGUGUGGAAGAUAGUCAGCAGGCUGGCUUUUCACUGGGUUGGGGUCUUCCCCAGCCCCUCUCCCAGCAUCUUGGGCACCUAAGUCCUGAAGCAUCUUCACUGUCUGGGCCCGAGUUGGGGUCGUCGUCUGGUUGCUGCUACUGGAUACCAGAGCCUCUGUCCCCACCUGGGCCUGGGACCAUUUCAUCGGGUAUAUCUCGGAGGCUGGAGUGAAGAAAGAUUCUGGAGCUUUAGCUCACUAGAUUUAAUACUAUUUUCCCUUUGUCUAGUUAUUUCUGGGUAUUGUUCCAGGGGCAGGGGAGUGACCUGGACCAAACCUGGUUAUCUUUGGGGUGAAUUGAACCCAGCACCAUUUCUUUUUCCUCUCUCCCUCCAAUUUUGUCAUCAGCCUAGCCCCAUUCAACCUGUCUUGUGCUGCUAUUAUAUCUCCCAGAAAUAGGUGGCAUUGUCAUCCCUAUUCCCUACCUCCUGAGAGGAAUCAGCCAUAACUGCCCCUCCCUAAAUCAUAUAGGGGUAGUCUACCUAACUGGGGUUUGAGGGGCAUCAGGGGCGUAUGAGCCUAGGGGAAACAGAUAUGGACUCGCUUUGGGGUUGAGACAAUCACUCCUUCCUAGGUUUCUAUGGUAUUGGCCAAGGUUAUGGGUCAGUGCAAGUACUCCCUGUGGGGCUAAACUGUUCUAUCAAUAAGAGGUAGCCCUGUGAAUAUUUUCACCCACCUACUUCCUUACUCCUAAUUUUAUUCUUCAGGAGGAAGAAACUGAAGAAUUGUGUGUAUGUGUGUGAGUGAGAGAGUGUGUGACUGAUGUCUGAUAUCCACCUCCCUCUUAUCCUCCUUCCAGGGGCCUGGUUGAACUUACUCCUUCCCCCUAUUUUUCCCCUGUCUAUAUGCAAUAAAACUUAGGACACCAACAACUGCCUUUCUCUAGGAAUUGGUUUUCUGACCUUGUAGCUGAUGCAUCUGAGGCAGUGUGGGUGUCUUUAUUUGUUGCAACCUUUUUUUUUUUGUAAAAAAAAAAAAAGGAAAAAAAGAAUCUUGCAUAUUCCUAUUCUUGCUGUCUUAAUAUAGAAGUAAAUUAUUAAACCUGAACUGCUU